Messenger RNA from Onthophagus taurus, 1078 nucleotides. Its product is annotated as zinc finger protein 706. NCBI's taxonomy places the organism in Eukaryota, Metazoa, Arthropoda, Insecta, Coleoptera, Scarabaeidae. The record is from RefSeq and is a predicted model, not a curated record.
CUUUCAUCAUCUUUCUUCGUUUUUUUUAAAUAUUUUGUUGUAUUACUUAUGAUACGUUCGGUAUAUUAUCAAUACCAACUUAAAUCCUGAAACAAAAUUAAAAUUCUAAAAGUGUAUGCUAAAGGAAAUUUAAUAAUUUGUUUUAAUAAAUUAUUAUUUUUGAAAAUUUUCUAAUUGAGUGGGAAAUUUUUUUUUAUUCAACAACGACAAUAAUCUAGGACAGAUGGAGACGUAAAAUGUGAGAGGUGCAUUGCUAGAGAGUCCAUUGGCAGUUUUAUGUUGGAAGGGAAACGGAAAGCAUCGAGAGCCGCUUAAGGCCAGCUGUACAGGCUGUUUGCCGUUUUUUUUUCUCAACUUCGACGUCUUUAAACUUCUUAACAAACAACCGCGUCGUCAAAACGGAAGUAACACACUAAUUAACCCAAAAAACAGAGAAAAAGACAAAAACAAUCACAACUUAAUAAUCAUGGCUAGAGGUCAACAAAAACUCCAGUCUCAAGCCAAAGCAGCUGAGAGAUCUGCCAAAAUGAAGAAGCAACAGGGACACUCUGCCACUGAUCAGAAAAAAGCAGCUCAAAAGGCGCUCGUACACGUUUGCGUCGUUUGCAAGGCUCAAAUGCCAGAUCCCAAAACAUACAAACAACACUUUGAGAAUAAACAUCCUAAGAAUGAAGUGCCUGCGGAGCUGAAGGUCGUCUAAAAAAACGCGAUCGCGAGGUAAAAAAACACUUAAAAAAUAAUAAAAAAAAAAGAAUAAAGUAAACGGGCGCUCUCCCCCGAACUAACAAUAACAAUUAAUUAAAAUACUUUCAAUUUAAGUUUACGUUCGUUCGACUACCGGUUUUUAAUAAAACGUUUGUACUCCUUUUUUAUACAGAAAAAUACAAAGAAUAACUAAUUGCUAAGGGUUGAAACUGCCCAAAGCUCCCCAGCCCCCCGUCAAAAAUGGGAACCAUAUCAUUCGCGUCGCGUCAUGUUCGCUUUUCUGAUCGGUUGGACUUUUGUAACUUGUAAAUUCUAUUUUUAGUUCACUGUUGAUUAAAAAGAAAAUAAAAAUCAAUAAAACGUGUUAAAUUCA